AUGACAUAACACACGCAUGUCUCUCAAGGGAGUAAAAGAGUAGGUGAAAAAUGACUGGAGAUUCAUUUGAAUGGGACCUUUUGUGACUAAAAGACUACAAAUGCAUGCCGCUUCAAUUGGAACAAGCCAAGGAGAACAACCACAACAAAACAAUUGGAAUACUGAGCUGCUGGCAGAUCUCCAAAUAGGCUUCAUGGAACUGAAUGGGACAUGCCUUGGAUAGUUCUCUGAUCUUCUCUGUUGCAAACUCCUCACGCUGUUUCAAUGUGUAAGUUCUUGCUUACUUUAGCAAAGCUGUGCGUAUGUGUUUGUUUGCGCUUCUGAUUUAGGGUAUGUAGGUGUGGUAGUUCCUGUGUCUAUGAAUGGCUCAGCUUGGCAGUGUGUCAGACUCAGAGGGACUGGUGCAGUCCAUGCUACAGAGGCUGAGGCUUCAGGAGCAAAGGUCAGAGCAGGCCAGCGCAACGUCCGAGGACACGGACAAGAUACUGCAAGAGUUGGAGGACGAUGAGGAAACACUUACUAGCACUGUGAAUGACAAUCCACGGUCAUCUCGCACUAAAUGGCCCUUUUUCAAGGGAUCCACAAAGGCUUUGGGACUUCGCAAAGGCUCCACGAAACAGAAGGACAAUCUCUCAUGUUCUAUCUUUGAGGAGGAGGUUCCCAGAUGGGAAAGGAAACAGCUGAGGUUAACGUUGGUGAGCAAUCAGACCUCUGCGAGAGAAAAUGGUCAUGUUGACAAGGCAGACGCUCACCUAGAACCACCUUUGAACCAUGAAAACCACACAUCUCCAGCAGGCGAGGCAGAAGCUGGCCCAAGGCCUCCUGUGAUGCAGACACAGACAAAUGCAGAAGUUCAGCAUACUGAUAGCACAAAGGGCAAUGAGCUCUCCACUCCACUGACUCCAGGCUCUGCCAUUCAGGAGCAUACAGUCACUGAUAGCCCAAUAUGGGACAGAAUAACUACCGAAGACACUGCGUCCUCCUCCACAGACAGUCUGAGUCGAAACAAUCAACCUGUUGGUGAAGUUGUCUCGUCAAAAACUUCAAACAAUGUGAGGAAAAACAAGAGAAAAUGGGCUGAAAGAAAAUCUAAGUUGACCAAGAAGAUUAAAGAUAAAUGGAGAGACAGACAUCCAAGCGUGGAGAGACGGGGUAGUCAGAAUGGAGAGGAGUUUGGAGAGAAACAACACCAGCAUAAUGUAGCCGAGCAGGUGUCUAACGAGUCCAGCGAAGUGAAAGAAAAUGCCGUUCGUCCUCUACCAACCAGAGGAGCAGAGGAUGAAGUCACUCCCUGUCCCCAAGGUUACGACAGUAUCUCCCUCUGUGCCUUUGACCUGGGUUUUAGUACCACUCUUAUGGAGGACAUAUUUACUGGAUCUGAAUGGGACAAAUUCCUUACCACGAGCAACAGCCCCCUGGAAGUCCUGGAAGAGAGCACAAAUGACCAAAGCACUUACCCUGCUGCAGUGGAUCAGUAUGAAAUCGCUGAGUCACAUAAUGCAGUUAGUCUGCCGGAGAGCACGCUGCAUGAGGCCACUGAAGAAGCUAUGCUUACAGACACUGAUGAACUACCUAAUGCUGGCCAGCCCAUGUGCAUUGAGAGUAGUGAACACAGUAUCAACCAACUUACCGUCUCGGAGCAAGUCAGCCAUAUCCAGCCUGGGACUGCUGAAGUGAACUCUGAUCAGGGGAUCACUACUGAACCACAGAUGACCACAAACAGCCUUGACCAAUCCAACUCGGAUGCUGUCAACCAUGAUCAAUCAGAGACUGAAUCAGAGUCAAGCAUUUGUGAUAUCAAGGAUCAACAAACACACAUGAUGGAGGCAGAUCUCAACCAAACCAGCCCAAGUGACACAAACCCUCACCAAACAGAGAACACCACGCCAAAUCUGGACCAAACCACCACAAGAGAGAUAAACCCUCGCCAAACACAGAUGACUACACCAGAUCUCAUUGAAACAAGCACAAGUAGCACAAACUCUAACGUAAUACUGACAACACAGGCAGAUGACCAGUCUGACCAGGAGACCGACGAAUCACAUAAGACCGAGCCAACCCUGAAUCAGCCCGACUCAAGUGACAUGAUGAACCCGUAUCUAACAGAGACGACACAGACAGGUGACCAGUCUGAGACAGAGGAGGCUUCAGAGCCCACCAUCAAUUCAAGUCCCUGUGAAGAUGAUGACAAUUCUCCACAGUUUAUUCCCCCUCUGGAUUUCUUUUAUCUGGAGACUGGAGAUGGCAAGGACAGCUCUGCACACGAGAAGAAACGAAGAGCGCUUCAGUCUGAGGAGAGGGAAACUUUUAUAGAUGAAGAUGAUGAUGAUGAUGAUGGUGAUGUUCCCACUAAGUCUGUGUCCCAUCAGAAUGUUCCAUUAUUGCCUCCUCCUUUUGCUCCUCCUCCUCCUCCACCUCACCUGGUCACACAGUGCUCCAUCUCUCUGGAUUCGGACUCAUCACUGUCCAUGGAAGUGAUGCCCAAAAAGCGGAAAUUGGAUUGCACUCCGCGCCGCGUUCGAUUUGCUGCGGAGGUGGUGAUGCUGCCAUCUUACAUCCAACCAGAGGUGGAGGACUGGCCUGAGCCUGAGGGGAUGGAGGAGGACAGUGACGACACGGAUGACCCAGAGGACAUGGAGGAUUCGGAUGAAGCGGUGCAGCCAGAGGAGAUCCGCACGGCAAAGGAGGCCUCGGGGAAAAGCCCAGAGGCCCAGCAGUCCCUCUAUAACUGGAUUGUGGGAAUCAAGAGGAAGAACAAACGGAAGGCGCAAAUCUGAAUCCUUUCCUCUGCAGCCAGAUAAGGACCUUCAGCUGCUCAACUUUUAAACAGAAUGUUCAUUUAUACAUGCUGUAUUUUUACGACUGGCAGUGUUGUUGGAUUCUAGUUCUUGUGAAUCGUUGCCUACUUAAGGAGCAGGAAAAGCUUGGCUUGUAUGGGCUUGGCUCAUGUGUGGUACAUAAUAAAACUACAACAGGGACCAAUUAAUAACGAAAAAAAUAUAAUGUGAAACUAUGUCCAGUAUUUUAAUGCAGAAUGUUUGAUUCUUUAUGGUUUACUUCCCAGCACAACUUUAGCAGGGUGAAGCUGUAUAUAGUUCAGUUUUUAUACAUUUAUAAAUAUGCUUUAAAUAGUGCAGACAAAAUGCUGUCCUUUAUAGAGAAUCCCUUAAGGGGAAAUCCUGACAGGUUUAACAAGGGGGGGUUUCUUAGUCAUGCCCUUCAACAAUUUAUUGCGUUUUUCUGUUGAGUUUAAGAUUUAAGAGUUAUGAAAUGUCACAUUUAUUUUUAGUAGAUAUUUUUAUCCAAGGCAACUUAAAUUUGUCAAUUAUAUAACAAGGGCUUUUCUCCCCAGAGCAACUCGGGUUUAAGUGCCUUGCUUAGGGUACAACGGUGGAAGCCUGGAAUUGAGCCCACAACUUUUUAUGCUGCAUGCUAGCCCAGCUUCUUAUGCUACCCAAAUAAUCAGGACUCUGCAUUGAGAUGUUAAACUGCAUCACAUUCAACAGCGCACCAGAUGUUUUGUACUCUUGAACUUGAAAAUACUCAGUCAUUGUUUAUUAAAGAUAUUUUCACAAGCUCA
Sardina pilchardus (European sardine) is the source of this 3580-nucleotide messenger RNA. RefSeq lists its product as uncharacterized. The transcript has 5 exons. The coding region runs from base 363 to 2777 and encodes 804 amino acids. NCBI's taxonomy places the organism in Eukaryota, Metazoa, Chordata, Actinopteri, Clupeiformes, Clupeidae. The record is from RefSeq and is a predicted model, not a curated record.